Molecule: messenger RNA, 983 nt
Organism: Vitrella brassicaformis
Lineage: Eukaryota; Vitrellaceae
Source: the annotation of a GenBank genome assembly
GUGCAUGCAGUCGAGUCGUCGAGUCCAAUCAAGCACGCCGGUCGGUGUCGAUCGCUGCUUGGUUGGUUGGUUGGUCUCGGUGCUGACACCCUCGUCAUGUCAUGUAUCGCUGCUUGGUCGGCUGGUCGGUUGGUUGAUUAGGCUCCUGUUGGGAACCAGCACAGGCAACGGUUGUCUGCGGGCUUGCACUCCCUCUUCAUCCAGAUCCACUCGCCGUCGGUACUGUACCCCUGGUAAGACUCAAAGCAGCUUCCCUUCGUGCAGUCCCUGUCCGCCCUGCACUCUGUGUGUGGAGCCGCAUACAAAUGUGUCCGUGUGAGAGUGACGGAUGGGUUUGGUCCUUGAGGGGGCCUUACGUACCUUCGAGGGUCGUCUCGAAACCCCUGUAUGUGGGGGCUGCACACAUUCAUCGGUCCGAUAAGCACAUCAUGAUGUUUGUAUGGCCAUGAGUCCACCACGAGUGCAUUGCUUACCGUCCUGCGCGAGCGCCUGUGCCGCAGCUGACACGACUGCACACAACAAUUGAGAACAGUGCCCAUUCAAUUCACGUUGACGCGUGAGCCGUCCGGUGUGUAUGUCUCGCCCUACGACGCACCACCAGUCGUGAGCACCUCGAGGCCCGUUUUGGUCAUGGCGCGGUGUCGCUCCUGAGCCAUCCUGUUGGCGGCCGCCACCGUCAUCAUGAUGAACGCCAAGAUAGCCAAGACACGGGCCAUGAUCAGAUUCUCCCUCACGAACUGAAUGGACCGGCAAUUAAGGGGUGAUGGGAUGGAGUGAGAUGUUUCUGCACACACACAAAGAACAGCCCCGACAGGCGCAGGUCCCACAGUGUCACAGUUUUCGACGUCGGCCAGCCCCGACAGGCGCAGGUCCCACAGUGUCACAGUUUUCGACGUCGGCCUACCGUCCCAACACGGCGCCUGAUCAGGGUAUGUGCACAGGAGAAGACGCCCCCAGCCCCCAUGUUGCGAGCUUGCAUGCAU